This is a messenger RNA of Dreissena polymorpha, 4764 nucleotides long. RefSeq names its product talin rod domain-containing protein 1-like. The coding region runs from base 518 to 1708 and encodes 396 amino acids. The record is from RefSeq and is a predicted model, not a curated record. NCBI's taxonomy places the organism in Eukaryota, Metazoa, Mollusca, Bivalvia, Myida, Dreissenidae. Gene Ontology annotation, molecular function: actin binding. The transcript is spliced from 5 exons.
AUGCAAGCAUCCAUCUUUGCAUCCAUCUGCAAUCUUCAGUUGUACCGUUUAUGGCUCAGACCGGUUUGACUUAAUUUUAAGGCUGAUCUUGAUCUAGUGUUCGCAGCUUGAAAUUUAGAGAAGGGUGCUGGCAAGCGAAUGCAGUGGGAUGGAACUUCGCAAGAUGCACCCUUUUCUUCACAACAAUCACUUCAAGAGAAAGCUAUGUUGAAUCUUUAGAUAGUUUUUUUUAAAUUUCCAUUUUAUCACAAUAAAAAACACCUUUGUGGUAUGGGCAAUAAAGUGGUCUUUUUCAACGAUAUUAUUGAAGAGUCAAAUGAAGUGUGUUAGAUCAUAAAUAGAUUCUUAACGACAUUGUAUCAAUUUAGAAUAAAAAAGCCAUUGAUAUUCACUAUAUAGUUUUAUUUAUUCUAAAAAAUCAUUUCAUCUCCCUUGGGAUUAAGAAUCAACGUGUGUGACAAAGUCAGGAAUAUAACUAGACUCUUUCAAUCAUAGCUUCUGCUUCUGGUCUAUUCUAAUGAAGUCUGGAAUGUCAAGCCAGUAUUCGCACGCAGUGGCACGUCACUGUGAACACACCCAGAAUAAAAUCCACACUGUGGCCGAGCUGCUUUUAUUGUCUGGACAGUUUCGACCAAUCAAAACAGAGAACAUCAGCUCUGUGGAGGUUUCCAUCGCUUCUGCAAGGGAGCAGAUAAAUUCCUCUUUGAACAUUAUAUUGGAAAUUGUGAAUGAUUUGACGAAAAUCAUGCAUGACAUAAAAACUCGAUGGAAAGUCAUAUGUGAUUACCUGUAUCGAAUGUCUGAUGCCGUAACCGUAUUGGUAGAGCUCAGCUACUUUGCAGUGUACCAAUAUCUCGGUCUGAACAAACCAGAAUCUCUGGAAGCACCUCUCAUAGACAAAUACGCGACUUCUUACGCAGGCCUGGAAAUAAAGCUCAGCUGCAUUCAGUUGAAGAGAGCGCGGAUGGAAGAACUGAGCUCUUCAUUCAUCAUGGAUAUUUGUUCCAAUAUCUCCAAGUACAUUUCAGUGCUGACUGACAACUGCAGGGGAGCCAGCGAGAAUGGGCCUGAUACUGCCACAAAGGACCAGUUCAAACUGGGCAUCAAGAGUGUCACUUGUGCAGCAGGAAGCCUUAUUGCCAGUAUAAAGUGCUACAAGUCUGAGCGGUCUCCUAGAUACCACACUAGAGUUGUGACCUUCUGUGAGCCUGUUCUAGCAGCCAGUAAUGCCUUGGUGAGCCUUGCAACUGAAGACGAGUUUAUAGAUCAUGGAAGGGAACUGUCACCGGAGGAGGCGGAAAUACAGAUGGCCAUCUUUGGUCCCUGUAUGAACAUUGUAUCCGGUUGUGUGCAGAUCUGCAAAUCUCUCCGUGACUACACUUAUGACCCAGGGAAUUCUCACUAUGUACACAAAACCCGCUCUUGCCAGGCUUGCAUAGUCAAAUCUACAAAGCAUCUCAAACACGAGCUUCAAAAACACCUCCACAUGGAUUUCCAAAUGAGAGGCGCAAGUCCUUCAAAGGGGGACAACUAUUUUAGAGAUGUUGACUCUUCAGAUGAGAACCAGCACGAUUUAUCUCCCUUGGGUGGAAGUUUAUCACUGCAAUAUGCUUCGGAGAAUCAUGGGAUGGAAGGGAAUUAUGGGAAGGAUCUUUCACCACGGUCAACUGUAACAGAUGUUUCUUUAGCUACUAGUAUCUCUAGAUAGAUUUUUUGUUUUGAUUAGGUUGACUUAUGUUUACCUGAGUAUGCUCUACUCAGAUAGUGAGCUUUUGGUGUACUAUAGGUUACUAGUCAUGCGUUGAUGUGGGUGCUUGAGUACUAACCCAAGUCCUUUUGGCCAAAAUGUAUUUUCCAGACACAAACCUACUAUUCAAGUAUUGGUCUUUGUAUUAUUAUUUGUUAAUACUUGUGAUGGACCAGUGCAAAAAAGUUAAUGCUACUGGUAUACAGCACAGACUUGGCAUACGUUUUUGAUCACCUCAGCACACAAUGUUAAUGGUGAGGUUUUGUGAUCACGUGUUUGUUGUCUCUCCUUCAGUCUGUAGGUGCAUACAAUUCCACCUUAAUGGCAUGGGAGAUUUUCAACAAACAAAUAUCGCUUGAAUGAUUUGUGUCUGACAGACCUGCUCUCAAAGUUGAUCAAAAUGUUCCAGAUCCUGGUUUAAUGUUUGGUGUGUGAAAUCCUAUAGUCUUCACAUGGUUUACAUAGACUUAAAUAGUACAAUGCUACUCUGGUACUUCAGUGUUAGUUUGUAACAUCAUAAAGAGUUCCUUUACAAAGAUUGUUCACAUUACUAAAGGAAUGGUCUCCACUAAAUUUCAAUAAUUAUGCCCCCCUUCGAAGAAGAGGGGGUAUAUUGUUUUGCACAUGUCGGUCGGUCCGUUGGUCGGUCGGUCCGUUGGUUGGUCGGUCGGUCGGUCCGUCCACCAGAUGGUUUCGGGAUGAUAACUCAAGAACGCUUAGGCCUAGGAUCAUGAAACUUCAUAGGUACAUUGAUCAUGACUGGCAGAUGACCCCUAUUGAUUUUCAGGUCACUAGGUCAAAGGGUAAGGUCACAGUGACUCGAAAUAGUAAAAUGGUUUCCGGAUGAUAACUCAAGAAUGCUUACACCUAGGAUCAUGAAACUUCAUUGGUACAUUGAUCAUGACCAGCAGAUGACCCCUAUUGAUUUUCAGGUCACUAGGUCAAAGGUCAAGGUCACAGUGACUCGAAAAAGUAAAAUGGUUUCCGGAUGAUAACUCAAGAAUUCUUAUGCCUAGGAUCAUGAAACUUCAUAGGUACAUUUAUCAUGACUGGCAAAUGACUCUAUUGAUUUUCAGGUCACUAGGUCAAAGGUCAAGGUCACAGUGACACGAAACAGUAAAAUGGUUUCUGGAUGAUAACUCAAGAAUGCUUACGCCUAGGAUCAUGAAACUUCAUAGGUACACUGAUCAUGACUAGCAGAUGACCCCUAUUGAUUUUCAGGUCUCUAGGUCAAAGAUCAAGGUCACAUUGACUCGAAUGAGUAAAAUGGUUUCCGGAUGAUAACUCAAGAAUGCUUACGCCUAGGAUCAUGAAACUUCAUAGGAACAUUGAUCAUGACUGGCAGAUGACCCCUAUUGAUUGUCAGGUCACUAGGUCAAAGGUCAAGGUCACAGUGACAAAAAACGUAUUCACACAAUGGCUGCCACUACAACUGACAGCCCAUAUGGGUGGCAUGCAUGUUUUACAAACAUCCCUUGUUACUUUAAAAAUCUCCUCUAAAAAUUACAGAUGUUUCCUUAUUGUUUGAGUAAUAACAAUAAUUAGCUUUCCAAAAAGAUUUUUCUGUAUUUUAAAUUAAUUCAUUAUUGUCUGGAGCUUCUCCCUGGGAAAGUGUCACUUAUACUUAUAGACUUCAUGCAAAAUAGUUUUAAAAACAUUGUCCUCAGGAACCGUACAGCCCAAACUUUUGUGUUUGGAAAUACAUCCUGAAAUCGUUCUCAGUAGAGAAUGUUCUGCCUAUGUUCAUUAGGUACAACCUAUCCAUUUCCUUUCAGGGUCGAUUUCGAGUUAGGUUUCAAGACUGCGGGUUAACAUUUCUUUGCCCUCAGGGCUCUUUUGUUUGCUUUCUCAUUUAUUAUCCCUUAUUCUCAUUUUAUCUGUCCUCAUUGUAUAGUGACUGCCCACUUAAAAAAACUCGAGAAGUUGCUGGACAGUUGAUGUUUUUCAAGUUGUUGAAGUUUUAUUUACUUGGUAUAUGUUUAUGACUGUUACAUGACUGUUACAACGAUUAUUCUCAUAAUUUCCUAUUUUCAUAGGAAAGUAGGUAACUCCCAGCUGAUGCUAUGAUUAUUUUUAUUGCAUCAAACAUAAUUGUGUUAGCGUGUUUAUGGAUUAUUAAUAGGUUUAUCAAAUGUGUUAGAAGCCGCUUAUUUGUAAAAAAAUUAAAAAUAGUUUAUAAACAUAAACAAAAAAUUUAAAUUGUCAUUCAGAAACUAUUUACAGAACAAGCACACGCGCAUAGUAACAAACCUUAGCAACCAAUCAUAGGACGAAGGGCCGGAUACGAGAAACAUUGAACAUGAUACAGAUAACUACAGGCAGCCAAGUCUAGCCAGUAUUUUUUCAAAACAUUUGCCUAUUUUAAUCCAGUGUUUGUUGUUACGUCAGAGAAUACACAUUUAACUUAAGAUUGACAUAUAAGCAUCUGUGUUUCUAAAUCUGAUCAGUGAAAAACUUAAGAUUAAUUAUUUUGGAGGGAACAUACUAUGGAUACAGAUUCUAAUGACUAUUCUAUGUUUGACGUUUUUUCAAAAAGUUGUAAUAAACAAUUAUUCUUGUUUUCUAAAUGAUACAUUAGAAACAGUUAAUAAUGUCGUGAACCACUAUGGUCACUGUUAUCUGUGAGAAUAAAACAUGCGAUGUGUAUACAAAAUAUUUUUUCCUAUCGCUAUAAUUUUAAAUGUAAAUUGUCAUUUGUUUACCUCUCGGACUUGGGCUAGUUUUUGUUUUGAAACUACUUUCAGGGGCAAUAUAUAUACAUAUAUGUAUAGAAGUAUUUUCUAAAUUUGGUAAUUGAAUGAAAUGAUUGAUUUGGUAUGCCCCCAGAUCGAAUGAUCGGGGGUAUAUUGUUUUUGGCCUGUCUGUCUGUCAUUGUACGUGUGUGUGUGUGUCUAUCACAAAACUUAAACCUUAAUCAUAACUUUUGCAAUAUUGAAAUAGCAACUUGAUAUUUGGCAUGCAUCUGUAUUUCAUGGAGCUGCACAUUUUUGAAGGUCAUCGUUCAAGGUCAAAGGUUU